AUGUCUGCUGAUAUAAAAAUUAUUCUGGCUUCCAAACAUUACGGUUUUAUGGGAUCUGGUAAUAUGUCUCAAGCAUUGGUCAAAGGUUUUCUAGCCUCAAAUGUAAUCAAUGGUUCUCAAGUUACAAUGACUGAUCGAUAUGGUUUAUCAUUUCCAGAUGCAGAGUUUCUGAUUCCGCUGAAAGCUAUAUGUUCUAAAUAUGGAGUGGAAUAUCUGCAAACAAAUGAAACAAUGGUUGAGAAAAGUGAUGUCGUGUUCGCCUGCGUUAAACCACACAUAUUACUACCAGCUCUAAAAAGUCUAUCCGGUCGUUUAAAUGAUAAACUUUUGGUUUCUGUUGCUGCAGGGAUUACACUAGAUCAGAUACAACAGGUUGUGCCGAAAUCUACUCGAAUUAUCCGUAUUAUGCCUAAUACACCGUGUCUGGUCGGUGUUGGUACUGCAGUGUAUGCACAUACAUCUUCUGUUACUGAAGAAGAUAUUAAUUUGAUUUCUGCCUUAUGUUCAUCAAUCUUUCCUGUAUUUGAAGCUAUCCCAGAAUCUUUAUUUAAUGCAGCUGUUGGAGUAUCAGGAUCAUCUCCUGCUUAUAUUUAUAUGAUCACUGAAGCAAUUACCGAUGCUGGUGUUCUAUUAGGUUUACCACGCCCAAUUGCACAGAAACUAAUUGUCAAUACUAUAUUAGGCUCAGCUGUAAUGAUGCAAAAAACAGGCAAAAGUACAACUGAAUUAAAAAAUGAAGUUUGCUCACCUGGCGGGACAACAAUUCAAGGUGUUUAUGCUUUAGAGAAAGGUAAUCUACGAGCUACACUUAUGGAUGCAGUACAGAAAGUUUGUGCACGCGGAGAAGAACUAAGCAAAAAAUCCUAAUGUUUCAUGCACUAUUUCUGAUAGUUCUGUUACUCUAUGAAGUGUGUGUAAUAUUUUUUCUACAUAUUAUUACAAACAUCACAUUCAAUAACAAUAUGUUUGUUGUAUUUAAAAAUGUGUAUCUGG
This is a messenger RNA of Schistosoma spindalis, 993 nucleotides long. The record is from the annotation of a GenBank genome assembly. NCBI's taxonomy places the organism in Eukaryota, Metazoa, Platyhelminthes, Trematoda, Strigeidida, Schistosomatidae.